AUCAGUUAAAAUCAAGUUGCAGACAUGAGAGUUAACGAAAUGAAAGGAUUGCUUCUCUAUGACCAACAAUGUAUCCGCUGAUCAGUUCAAACAGCAGACAGAAUGAGGUUUAUCAGUUGCUUCUUGUGUAUGUUGUAUGUGUCCACAAUGUAUGCCGAGGUCAUCUACACUAACAUUUGGGCGCUACAUUUGAAUUGCACUCCUGAACAAAUCAACAAGAUUGCAAAGAAGCAUGGUUUCCAUAACCUGGGAAAGAUAUUUCCAGAUGGCAACUAUUACCAUAUGGAGCAAAGACAGGUGGCAAAACAAUCAUUGCAGGCACACUAUUUGCAUAAUCUUAUAUUCAAAAUGGACCCUAAGGUGCUUUGGUUUGCACAGCAAUCUGGAAGGAGUAGAAAGAGAAGACACUCUUUCACAGUACCAACUGAUCCAUUUUUCAAUCAGCAGUGGUACCUGAGUGAGGCCUUUAAUCAGAAUGUGGUGGCUGCAUGGGCUCGAGGCUACACAGGAAAAGGGGUGGUGGUGUCCAUCUUAGACGAUGGCCUAGAGACAAGCCACCCAGACAUUGCUGAAAAUUAUGAUCCACAGGCUAGCUAUGACAUGAACGAUAAUGACCCCAACCCAGACACCCAAUACACUCUGACCAGACCAAAGAGGCAUGGAACACGGUGUGCUGGGGUGGUGGCAGCGGUGGCAAAUAAUGGGGUGUGUGGGGUUGGAGUGGCAUAUCAGGCCAAGAUCGGAGGAGUUCGGAUGUUGGAUGGACAAGUGACUGACCUGAUAGAAGCCAUGUCCUUAAAUUUGAAUCAGCAACACAUUGACAUCUACAGCUCCAGCUGGGGACCUGAAGAUUUGGGGACGAAUUUGGAGGGGCCAAACACAUUGGCCCAAGAAGCCUUUAUCAGAGGCAUUACCAAUGGCCGAGGUGGCUUGGGUUCCAUUUACGUCUGGGCUUCAGGCAAUGGGGGUGCCAGCUUUGACAACUGCAACUGCGAUGGCUACACCAACAGCAUUUACACGUUGUCUGUUGGUAGUACCACUGAGAGGGGAACAUUGCCCUUCUACAGUGAACCCUGCUCUGCCAUUCUAACAACGACCUACAGUGGUGGCAGCUUUCAUCACCGCAGUAUUGUCACCACCGACCUGCAUCAAUCCUGCACCUCAGACCAUACUGGGACCUCUGCCUCUGCCCCUCUGGCUGCUGGGAUCAUUGCACUGGCUCUGGAGGCAAACCCGACACUCAACUGGCGUGAUGUGCAACACCUCGUGGUGCGAGCAUCUAGACCGGUAGAUCUUCGAACGCAUGAUUGGCGGACCAAUGGUGUUGGAAGACCUGUCAGCCAUUACUAUGGAUAUGGGCUACUGGAUGCAGGGAGACUGGUGGAGUUGGCCAGUAAAUGGAAAGCAGUCAAACCUAAAAGGAAAUGCACCAUUGACCUCAUUACCAGAGCCAUUGAACUCCGCAGGAAACUGACAUUGAGGUGGAAUGUGACAGCUUGUCACGGCACCAGGAACUGGAUUCGGUCUCUGGAGCACAUCCAGGCCCGUCUUACACUGACCUAUAGCAGACGUGGAGAUCUCUCCAUCACCCUCAUUAGCCCAAAGAAGACCAUCUCCAAUUUACUCACAACCAGGCCUUACGAUAAAAUGUCUACAGGUUUCUCAGACUGGACCUUCAUGAGUACACACUGCUGGGAUGAGGAUCCCUGCGGAUAUUGGGUUCUACGGAUAGAAAACAAGGGAGAUUCAACCAACAGAGGUACACUGACGAAAACAAAGAUGACCUCCACAUCCGGCUUCUUCUCCUGCGGGAUCGUAUGA
Molecule: messenger RNA, 1821 nt
Organism: Oncorhynchus kisutch (coho salmon)
Lineage: Eukaryota; Metazoa; Chordata; Actinopteri; Salmoniformes; Salmonidae
Product: furin
Exons: 14
Coding region: 103-1821 (572 amino acids)
Biological process (GO): peptide hormone processing
Cellular component (GO): trans-Golgi network; Golgi membrane
Molecular function (GO): serine-type endopeptidase activity
Source: RefSeq, a predicted model, not a curated record